AUGGUCAAAUUCUACCCUUCUCUCACCGAGGACCACAUCGCCUUCAUCUCCCGCCAAUCUCUGUUCUUCGUCGCCAGUGCUCCCUGGGCCGGAGAACACAUCAACAUCUCACCCAAAGGCCACCCAUCAAGAACCUUUUCUGUCCUCGGCCCGAAGACCGUCGCCUACCUAGACGCAACCGGCAGCGGCUGUGAAACCAUCUCCCACGUCUACGAAAAUGGCCGUGUCACCGUAAUGUUCUCCUCCUUUGGUCCCUCUCCCCAGAUUAUGCGUCUGUUCUGCAAAGGACGUGUAGUCGAAAAAUGGGAUCCGUACUAUGGCCAAUUGCGCGCAAAGAUGGCAGCAGAGAAUGGCGAAUCGGUCGACAUCACCGGUGCGCGUGCCAUUAUCGUGUUAAAGAUCCAAAAAGUCCAGACCAGCUGCGGAUUCGGCGUGCCUCAGCUCGCAGGCGGCAAGCCCGCGGACACGGAGGAAGCAGCAGGUGACGCUAUCACCUAUGUAGACCACGACCAUGACAAGGAAGAAGAGAACGGUUUCAAGCAGCGUGACACCAUGGAUAAUUGGGCGCGCAAGACGCUGGAGAAGCAAGAACUCGCCGAUUACCAGAAACAGUACAAUCAUCGAUCGCUUGAUGGGCUGCCGGGCAUGAUGAGUGCGCGAAGAUCUCACGAUGAGAAUAUCGCGUUGGAGGACACCAAGGCGUGGUUUAGGAAAGUGAGCAGGCAGCAGGAUGCUGUUGCCCUAGGUGUGGGCUUGGGCGUUGUAUUGAUGUUGUUGUUGAGUCUUGUUGGUGUGUUGAGCAUUAAGCCAGUGUUCUUGCAGCAUAUUUUGAAUGCGCAGCGGAGGCAAUUGGGUUUACCGGAGGAUCACUCAUGGAAAAGCGAGCUUUAA
This is a messenger RNA of Alternaria arborescens, 891 nucleotides long. RefSeq lists its product as hypothetical. The record is from RefSeq and is a predicted model, not a curated record. The transcript has a single exon. NCBI's taxonomy places the organism in Eukaryota, Fungi, Ascomycota, Dothideomycetes, Pleosporales, Pleosporaceae. Bases 1 to 891 code for a protein of 296 amino acids.